Molecule: messenger RNA, 886 nt
Organism: Tripterygium wilfordii
Lineage: Eukaryota; Viridiplantae; Streptophyta; Magnoliopsida; Celastrales; Celastraceae
Product: germin-like protein subfamily 1 member 16
Exons: 2
Coding region: 46-717 (223 amino acids)
Cellular component (GO): cell wall
Molecular function (GO): manganese ion binding
Source: RefSeq, a predicted model, not a curated record
UAUUCUUUGAAGAAAUAUCAAAAUUUGAAGCUUUCAAUAAACACAAUGAAAGGUGCAGUUUCUUCUCUCUUGGUACCUUUUGUCCUCUUGGCUUUGGCCUCCUCGCUUGGCUCGGCCUUCGAUCCAAGCCCUCUUCAAGACUUCUGUGUCGCCAUCAAUGAACCUAAUGAUGCUGUGUUUGUGAAUGGAAAGUUCUGCAAGGACCCGAAGCUCGUCAAUGCAAGCGAUUUCUUUUUAUCUGGUCUCAAUGUUCCAGGAGAUGUCUCAAAUGCUGUCGGUUCUAAUGUCACUGCUGUUAGUGUCAAUCAACUACCAGGACUCAACACACUCGGUGUAGCCCUAGUUCGAAUUGACUAUGCACCGUACGGUGGCCUAAACCCACCUCAUAUUCACCCUCGCGGCACAGAAAUCCUUGUAGUCCUGGAAGGAACACUUUAUGUUGGAUUUGUCACAUCCAACGCGGAUGGUAAUCGCCUUUUCGCCAAAACCCUAAACCCAGGAGAUGUGUUUGUGUUUCCUAUCGGUAUGAUUCACUUCCAACUCAAUAUUGGGAAGACACCUGCUGUGGCUUUUGCAGGAUUGAGCAGCCAAAACUUUGGUUUGAUUACAAUUGCAAAUGCAGUAUUUGGUUCGAAUCCACCAAUCAAUCCUGAUGUUCUCACUAAGGCCUUUCAACUAGACAAGAACAUAGUGGAGUAUCUUCAGAAAAAGUUCUAGACUAACAAUUUAAAUUGUAUUAAUUUCAUUGUGGAUGUUAUGAUAUAUGGUUGUUUGCAAAUAAUGAGGUUGCAAUUGUGUGCCUCUAUAAAUGUUUGGUUUACUAGAACCAAUUUCUGUUAUGUUUUGUUUUUAAGUUAAUAAUAAAUGUUUGGUGGAAAUGAAUACA